AUGGCCGGCGCUCGGCGGGCAAGCGGCGGCGUCGCUCGCCGCGCUCCGUGCCGCUCUCCGGGGAGCCCAGCCGACACGCGCCCCCGCCGCAGGUCCGCUUAUUACGACAUCUUUGACCACUCAUCUCUACGACUGUUGUUAGUGGGGCCGAGAAACUUGAAGCAUAUAUCAAACCAGCAACCUUUUAUAAAAGAAACAACCAGGCAUCGGAUGUUCUCGCAAAGAUGCGGAGUGCGUGAGGGAGCUAUCCUCCUCCUCACGCCCCAAAAGGUAGCUCGCCGCUCGACCAGAACUAGACCUGAGCGUACGGCGCGUAACGUUCUGCGCGCGCCUCAAAGAGCCAAUAGACCACCACAGACGGGGCCCUACAGUGCUGAUAUUCAGUCAGGGUUGCGGGGUGAGCGCAUUGAGGCACUAUGGCUUCGGCCUUAUGCAACAGAAGAAACGGGGGUGCUUUUAGUCACCCUGUACAUCCAAGGGACAGAGAGCACGUCCCGGUACAGAGUAGGCAGUGCCGGGGCAGUCGCCCUCACACCGCUGGAACUACCUUCUGGAGGAAGCGUCAGGGAUAUUCUCUUCUUUACCACUAACUAA
Molecule: messenger RNA, 594 nt
Organism: Spodoptera exigua (beet armyworm)
Lineage: Eukaryota; Metazoa; Arthropoda; Insecta; Lepidoptera; Noctuidae
Source: the annotation of a GenBank genome assembly